AUGUUCACAAUUGCAUCAGAGAGAAAUGCAAGACCAAGGAAAGCACAGAGCAAACUAGGCAGCGAACCAGAAUCAAGAUUUCGUUACAAAACAACUUGGCGGAGAAGGCGGCGGCGUGGUGGUGCUGCUUAUGGAGAUACUUCACAGCAACAAUCCUCCCGUCGAACAGCUGCCCCAAGUAAACCGACCCAAACCCACCGUCCCCAAUCUUCCUCUUCGCGAAUCCUCCUCCGCAACAAGCGCCUUCAAGUGCCUAGACCUGAAAACCGCCGCCACAAUCAAAACCACGAGAAGCAAACACAUCACCGUGAAAAUCGAGCAGAGGAUCGCAAUCCGAUUCGUAUCCUCGUCGCGAAUCCAUGGCGAAAUCCGGGCGGCGGGGCGGAGCGAAAUCCCUGCUGUGAUGGGUGA
Linum trigynum is the source of this 411-nucleotide messenger RNA. The record is from the annotation of a GenBank genome assembly. Lineage: Eukaryota; Viridiplantae; Streptophyta; Magnoliopsida; Malpighiales; Linaceae.